Messenger RNA from Diprion similis, 1540 nucleotides. It is a transcript of the gene Idgf4, whose product is annotated as chitinase-like protein Idgf4. Gene Ontology annotation, molecular function: chitin binding. Gene Ontology annotation, biological process: chitin catabolic process; carbohydrate metabolic process. Gene Ontology annotation, cellular component: extracellular region. Bases 133 to 1440 code for a protein of 435 amino acids. Lineage: Eukaryota; Metazoa; Arthropoda; Insecta; Hymenoptera; Diprionidae. The transcript has 6 exons. The record is from RefSeq and is a predicted model, not a curated record.
CGAUGACGUCAUUGUAGUCAGCCCCACCACUGACACAGCCGAUGGGACCAAGGCGAAGUCUUGAAGCCUUCGCUGGCUGCUCGCACUUGUAAGCCUCGCCAGUCCACGUCUCUUCGCGGACAAGAUCGUGAAAUGAAGCUGAUCACUGUAGGAGUUUUGGCGGCGCUGUGCGUCGCCACAUUUGCUGUUCAACUGAACGGCCACAACAAGCUUGUCUGUUACUGGAACUCGACCUCUUUCGAACGUCAAGGUCCGGCUAAGUUCCAAGUCGACGAUCUGCGCCCGGCACUCUCACUCUGCACCCAUUUGGUCUACGGGUACGCUGGCAUCAACGCCGAGACCCUCGAAGCCGUGCCUCUUCAUCCUAACAUCGAUACUGGAGCUGGUUACGCUUUUUUGAGAACGGUUCCUCAGCUCAAGAAAACUUUCACUGACCUCAAGGUCUACCUUAGCAUUGGCGGAAACGCUGAUCCCUAUGAACAAACCCACAAGUACCUCCUCGUGACCGAGACGAGCGAGGCCAGAGCCAAGUUCGUCAACUCCGUUGGACGUCUUUUGGCCGAGUACGAAUUCGACGGUGUGGAUCUGGCGUGGCAGUUCCCCGAGGUUAAGGUCAAGAAGAAGCGUGGAUUCUUCGGUAGCAUAGCUCACGGUGUCAAGAAGGUCUUCGGCUACGGCACGUUCAAGGAUGAGAGGCAGCAGGACCACCGAGACGGCUUCACCAUUCUGGUACGAGACAUCAAGAACCUCCUCAGACAGAGGAACAACAAGGACCUCACCAUAACCGUCCUGCCCCACGUGAACUCCUCCAUCUACUACGACGCUCGAGCUCUGAGUCCGAACAUCGAAGCAGUACAUCUUUUCGCCUUCGACCAGAAGACUCCAGACCGCAACCCGAAGGACGCAGACUAUCCUGCCCCGAUUUACGAAAGCUACGGACGCGCUGCUGACGAAAACGUCGACGGUCAAGUGAGGUACUGGCUCGAGCACGGAACUCCAGGCAGCAAAAUCAUCGUCGGAAUUCCAACUUUCGCCCGUACCUGGAAGCUGACAGCUGACAGCCAGAUAUCCGGAGUGCCGCCACUGGACGUGGACGGCCCUGGAGCAGAGGGACCGCACACCUUGACACCUGGUCUCCUGUCUUACCCGGAGGUUUGCACUCGCCUCACGGAGACGACGCUCGGCACGAUUUUGCGCCGGGUUAGCGACCCCUCGAAGAAGUAUGGAAGCUACGCCUACCAGUCUUACAACGAAGCGACCGGCGCCGACGGCAUUUGGGUCGGUUACGAGGAGCCGGACACCGCCGGAACCAAGGCGACCUACGCGAAGGCAAAGGGCCUCGGUGGUGUCGCGAUCGUCGACCUGUCCCUCGACGACUUCAGGGGUGUGUGCACCGGUGACAAGUUCCCAAUUACCCGUGCAGUCAAGUACAAGUUGUAAACCGGAAUUGGGAGCCAGUGAAUGGCACAAGCCUUCGAUUGUCUUGUUUCUCGGUUAUCUUCUUCCAAUUUUUGCCAAAUUUUAAUUUCACUUUUAAUUU